AUGCGAGUGCAUGUGUUUGGCAACUCACCGUCUCCGUCAGUGGCCACGUAUGGCUUGCGCAAGUCAGCAUGCAACCGGGAAGACAUAGAACAUGUCUGUGACAAUGUUUGCGAUUACGUGAAUAACAAUUUCUACGUCGACGAUGCUUUGACAUCGCUACCAAGUUCUACAGAAGCAGUUAGUCUAGUGAAACACGCACAACAGAGGCUUAAAGAUGGCGGAAAUAUUUGUUUACAUAAAAUUGUAUCGAAUGAUGUAGAUGUACUUGGAAACUUUCCGCCAAGUGACCUGGCAAAGAACUUUGAGGAAAUAAACUUUAAUACCAGUGAACCUACUAUUCAGAGGAGUUUAGGCCUCUGUUGGAAUGUCCUGAAGGAUUCGUUUACAUAUCAGGUCUCUCAAGAAGAAAAACCGUUCACAAAACGCGGCUUGUUGUCGGUCGUCAACUCAAUAUUUGACCCCCUUGGGUUUGUUGCGCCAGUAGUACUUGGUGGUCGUUUACUGCUAAGGGAGGCUAUUCAGGAGAAUAGGAUUGGAUGGGACGAGUCACUGCCAGAAAAGGUUAGACUCAACUGGGAUGCUUGGAAGCAAUCUAUUCAAGGUCUUGAAUCUCUCGAGAUACCUCGUAUCAUGUCGGAUACUUUGUCACAGAAGACACGUAGCGAACUGCAUAUCUUUUCGGACGCGUCAAGGGAUGCAAUCGGAGCCGUUGCUUAUCUUAAACAGUAUGAUGAUUGUGGAAACUCACAACUGGGAUUCGUGCUGGGUAAAUCAAAAGUGGCCCCUGCACAUGGACAUGCUAUUCCCAGGUUGGAGUUGUGUGCUUCGGUAAUGGCAACUGAACUGUCAAACUUUAUUCACAAACACUUAGCCAUGGAGAUUGCAUCUACCUUUUUCUAUACAGACAGUCAGGUAGUGUUAGGAUAUAUAAACAACGAAACCCGCCGGUUUUACGUAUAUGUUGGAAAUCGUGUUGACAAGAUUCUCAAGUCAUCAACAAAAUCACAAUGGUGGUACGUGCCAACAGGUCAGAACCCAGCAGAUCAUGCAACGAGGCCAGUUAACGCACACAAGAUCAAAGACUGUUCUUGGCUACAAGGACCUUAA
Pecten maximus is the source of this 1107-nucleotide messenger RNA. RefSeq lists its product as uncharacterized. The transcript has a single exon. Bases 1 to 1107 code for a protein of 368 amino acids. Lineage: Eukaryota; Metazoa; Mollusca; Bivalvia; Pectinida; Pectinidae. The record is from RefSeq and is a predicted model, not a curated record.